UUUAUUUAAAAUAGCGAAAUACUGUCUAGCGGAAAUGAAGGUUUUCUGUGUUAUAUUAGUGGUGUGCUUAUGGGGCAUGUGUGAGGCACUUCCAAAGGUAAAAGAUUCCUGGGGAAAUGUUUUACAAGAGACAGUGUUAAAGUCCAACAAAUUUGCAGAUAGAAGCGAGAAAAAUUUGGUUGAACAAUUUAUUAAAAAUCACGUUAGUAAUAAUGACGCUCUUCCACCAAUCGAUUCCUUUGUAACUAGAAGCGAUAUAAACGAAAUAGAUGUUUCGUCUUAUUUUAAUGAGGGAAGGAGCCAAACUGAAGCUCGUAAGAAGUCGAAAAUUAAGAAAAUCUUCGUCCCAAUUUUGGUAUUUAUAUUCAUUAAAGCAAUUACUUUAAUUCCUCUGGCACUUGGUCUACUUAGUAUAAAGGCUUGGAAUGCUAUCCAGCUUUCAUUCGUAUCCUUUGUUACAACAAUUGCUCUGGCAGUUUGGAAACUGUGUUCAAAAGUAAAUGGAGAUCAACCACAGCCACAAAUUUAUCAUCAAACUUAUGACCCUGAACACUAUUUCGACCACCAUCAAGUUGCUGCUGCUAGAACCGACCAACAAGAAGAGGAAAUUCAGAUGGCUUAUAGCGGAUACUCACAAGAUUCAAACAAAGUCUAUUAAUACAAUAUUUUUAACCCUUACAGGCAUAAUAAAUACAUUUUUAAAUUUGUC
Molecule: messenger RNA, 709 nt
Organism: Anthonomus grandis grandis
Lineage: Eukaryota; Metazoa; Arthropoda; Insecta; Coleoptera; Curculionidae
Exons: 3
Coding region: 35-658 (207 amino acids)
Source: RefSeq, a predicted model, not a curated record